ACAUGGCUAGAAUUAUUAGAAAGCUAAUCAUAGUCCUUGUAAUUUCUUAUCUAUGUCCUUUAAUAAUGAAUGCGAUUUGCGUAGCAACAGAUACUAUAUCAAUGAACCAACAAGUUGUAGAUGGUGAAACAUUAGUUUCAGCAGGAGGUAUCUUUGAGCUUGGGUUCUUCAGUCCUAAUGGAUCCCAAGGGCGAUAUGUCGGGAUAUGGUACAAGGGAUUACCAGUUGAAAAAGUUGCAUGGGUUGCAAACCGCGAAAGAGCAUUAAUUGGAUCAUAUGGAGUUCUUAUGAUUAAUGCAAGUGAUGGAAAUUUAGUCCUUGUGGAUGAUAAAAAUAUGUCUGUCUGGUCUACAGAAAUUAAUCUGGUAUCGAACAAUAACACAAUUGCUGUACUGACUGAUCAGGGGAAUCUUGUUCUCCGCGAUAAGAACGAGUUGAAUGAAUCUGUACUGUUAUGGGAGAGCUUCAAUCAUCCAUCCGAUACUCUCUUGCCUCGUAUGAAGAUUGGGCUGAAUACUAGAACAGGGGAGCAAAUAGUCGUCACGUCGUGGAAAGAUGAGAAAAAUCCAUCACUGGGAAGUUUUAGCACUGCUGUGGUGGAUCCUCAUGAACUUUUACAAGUACUUAUUUUGAAUGGCUCAUCGAAGCAUUUCAGAUCGGGGCAGUGGAACCGGAGAAGUUUCAUAGGAGUGCCUAGCAUGACUAAAGACUUCCAUAAUGGCUUUCAACUACUUAUGGAUAAUAAUGGGGAGGAACUUUAUUUUACUUAUGCUAUACUCAAUUACUCUGCUCCAACAUUGAUAUACAUUGAUUCCUACGGAGCGAUAAUUCAAAUGGAUUGGGAUGCAGAAGAGAAUAAAUGGUUAAAGGUGCAGGUAGUACCUAAUGGUCAAUGUGACUUGUAUAACACAUGUGGUCCUUUUGGAAGUUGCAAGGAUAAUGAUUCACCAAUAUGCAAAUGUUUGACGGGCUAUGAACCAAAGUCUAUCGGUGAAUGGAACGAGGGGAAUUGA
Messenger RNA from Solanum tuberosum (potato), 1013 nucleotides. Its product is annotated as G-type lectin S-receptor-like serine/threonine-protein kinase At1g11330. The transcript has a single exon. The record is from RefSeq and is a predicted model, not a curated record. Lineage: Eukaryota; Viridiplantae; Streptophyta; Magnoliopsida; Solanales; Solanaceae. Gene Ontology annotation, biological process: recognition of pollen. Bases 3 to 1013 code for a protein of 336 amino acids.